This is a messenger RNA of Chironomus riparius, 789 nucleotides long. NCBI's taxonomy places the organism in Eukaryota, Metazoa, Arthropoda, Insecta, Diptera, Chironomidae. The record is from the annotation of a GenBank genome assembly.
GAAAGAUUGGGUUUUGAUAUUUAAAAAUAAUUAAAAACAUAUUUUCUACUUUAAUUAGACUAAUUAUAAGUGCAUAAACAAGCUGAAAAACAUAAACAAUUGAAUAACAAUCUUCCAAUUAUAUUUAAAAGCAUAUAUUCAAUAUGGGAGGUCUUCUAAGCUAUUUUCGUGGUCUAUUAGGAUCCCGUGAAAUGAGAAUAUUGAUUUUAGGACUCGACGGUGCAGGAAAAACAACCAUAUUAUAUCGACUUCAAGUCGGUGAAGUUGUAACGACAAUACCAACAAUUGGAUUCAAUGUAGAACAAGUGACCUAUAAAAAUCUUAAAUUUCAAGUUUGGGAUUUAGGUGGCCAGACAUCGAUUAGGCCUUAUUGGAGAUGUUAUUACAGUAAUACAGAUGCAAUUAUUUAUGUCGUUGACUCUGCAGACAAGGAUAGAAUAGGAAUAUCAAAAGAUGAGCUUUUAUAUAUGCUUAGAGAGGAAGAACUUGCUGGAUCCGUAUUAUUAGUACUUGCAAAUAAACAAGAUAUCGAAGGAUGUCUAUCGGUAGCAGAAGUACAUCAAGCACUUGGACUAGAUGCACUUAAAAAUCGAACAUUUCAAAUUUUUAAAACAUCAGCAACGAAAGGAGAAGGACUUGAUGACGCUAUGAAUUGGCUUAGUAACGUGCUGCAGAGCAAAAAAUGAAUUGAAUAGCUUUAAUUUAUACAAUUAUUAUUUGCUACUCGCAAUUUUUUUCUAUGUAAAUUUAAUUUUUAACUCUAUCGUUCAUUCAAGUCUAAAACAAGGC